This is a messenger RNA of Lactuca saligna, 1167 nucleotides long. Lineage: Eukaryota; Viridiplantae; Streptophyta; Magnoliopsida; Asterales; Asteraceae. The record is from the annotation of a GenBank genome assembly.
AUGGUGAUUGAUAUUGAAGGAAAGGAACUGAAAGUAAUAGCAGAGUCUGUUCAUGACAUGUUGGGCAUACCAAUUGGUGGAACCAAACUUACACAAUUGGAUCAAUGGCCUAAGGAUGAUACAAGUUAUGAUGAAUGGAAGCAACAAUUUAAAAAAGAUUCAAUCAUCCGACUGAGUGCAAUCAAAAAUAUUAUUGUUUCUACCACACAAGCUGAUCUCAAUUUCAAAUUGAACUUCUUAGUUCUUUUUGUCAACGCGUUUUGCGAGUCAACAUCAAUGGGAAGAUGCAACAUGUUUCCCUUGAGUUAUAUUUCAAGAAAAACAGAUAUCAACAACAUAGACUGGUGCAACUAUGUUUUGGACUGUCUUGUCAGAACAAAAAACUCAUACAUACCAUACUCAGAUACCAGCUUCUUUGUUGGACCUUCAGCUUUCUUGGUGUUGUUCUAUGCUGAUAACAUCCACUCAGAAGCUUUAACAGUAACACGUAAACGUCCAACAAUUUGUUAUUGGAUUUCAGAGAAGAUUAGAUAUCGAGAGACAUUUGAACAAGAAAAAUGUAAAUUUGGACUUGGAGAAUUAAACGAAGAAUUUGUUAAUGAACAAGAUGAAGGAGAUACAUAUCUCGAAGAAAGUGAUUCUGAUAAAGAUGAAGAUCAUUCUGUUGAGGCAUAUGAAUCAAAAAUAUCUAAAAUGCUUAAUAGUUUCGAGAGGAUGAAGGAAAAGCUGAAUUCAAAGCUCAAUAAUGCGAUAACAAAGUUCCCUGAAAAGGAAAGUUUUAGGAUUUUUGAAGAAAAGAUGACAAAUAUAAUUGGUGAAGAAAAAACAGAAGGCAUAACUAUUUUUGAAUUUCCAAAAAAUGAAGAUGAUGAAGGAAAUCAUGAAGAAGAAAAUGAUAAUGAUGGAAGCCAACCGGAAGUGGAUUACUUGCUUGAUUCAAAUGAAGCAGGGAAUGAAGGAAUAAAUAAUGAUGGAGAUAAGAAUCAAAAAGAAGGUGAAACUGAAGUAAAAGGGAAAGAUGGAAAGAACAAUGAAAAUGACAAUGAUGAAGAGAAAAAAGAUGAUGAUGCUGAAGAAACAAAUAAUCAUGAAGAGACUAUUCAACAAACUGAAAAUGAAAAUUUGUUGGAUAAAGUUGUUGACAACAUUGUGGACAAUGUCCUUUGA